AUGGAGCUGGCAACAGUGGGGCCUGGAGCGUCAGGAAAUGGGGUCAGGACUGUGACAGCCCCACGCUCAGCACCGGGCUCUGGAGUCAGCCUGCAUGCCUACGACAUCGCGGUCCUGGUUGUCUACUUCGUCUUUGUCAUCGGCGUGGGGGUCUGGUCAUCCGUUCGUGCAAGCCGAGGCACCAUUGGUGGCUAUUUCCUGGCGGGGAGGUCCAUGAGCUGGUGGCCGAUUGGAGCCUCUCUGAUGUCCAGCAAUGUGGGCAGUGGCUUGUUCAUUGGCCUGGCUGGGACAGGAGCCGCUGGAGGCCUUGCUGUGGGCGGCUUCGAAUGGAACGCAACUUGGCUGCUUCUGGCCCUGGGCUGGGUCUUUGUCCCGGUGUACAUCGCCGCCGGUGUGGUCACAAUGCCGCAGUACCUGAAGAAGCGGUUUGGGGGCCAGAGGAUCCAGGUGUACAUGUCUGUCCUGUCUCUUAUCCUCUACAUCUUCACCAAGAUUUCCACCGACAUCUUCUCUGGAGCUCUCUUCAUCCAGAUGGCCUUGGGCUGGAACCUUUACCUCUCCACGGUGAUGCUCCUGGCAGUGACGGCCAUCUACACCAUUGCCGGGGGCCUCACAGCCGUGAUCUAUACAGAUGCUCUGCAGACAGUGAUCAUGGUGGGCGGUGCCCUGGUCCUCAUGUUUCUGGGCUUUCAGGAGGUAGGCUGGUACCCAGGCCUGGAGCAGCGGUACAGACAGGCCGUCCCUAAUGCCACAGUCCCCAACACCUGCCAUCUCCCCCGGUCUGAUGCCUUCCAUAUGCUCCGGGACCCUGUGAACGGGGACAUUCCUUGGCCAGGCCUCAUUUUCGGGCUCACAGUGCUGGCCACAUGGUGCUGGUGCACGGACCAGGUCAUUGUGCAGAGGUCUCUCUCUGCCAAGAAUCUGUCCCAUGCCAAGGGGGGCUCUGUGCUAGGGGGCUACCUGAAGAUCCUGCCCAUGUUCUUCAUCGUCAUGCCCGGCAUGAUCAGCCGGGCCCUGUACCCAGAUGAGGUGGGCUGUGUAGACCCUGACAUUUGCCAAAGAAUCUGCGGGGCCCGAGUGGGCUGCUCCAACAUCGCCUACCCCAAGCUGGUCAUAGCCCUCAUGCCCGUCGGUCUGCGGGGCCUGAUGAUCGCCGUGAUCCUGGCCGCCCUCAUGAGCUCACUCACCUCCAUCUUCAACAGCAGUGGCACCUUGUUUGCCAUUGAUGUGUGGCUGCGCUUCCGAAGGAAGGCUACAGAGCAGGAGCUGAUGGUGGUGGGCAGAGUGUUUGUGGUGUUCCUGGUUGUCAUAAGCACCCUCUGGAUCCCCAUCAUCCAAAGCUCCAACAGCGGGCAGCUCUUCGACUACAUCCAGUCUGUCACCAGCUACCUGGCCCCGCCUAUCACCGCCCUCUUCCUGCUGGCCAUUUUCUGCAAGAGGGUCACAGAGCCUGGAGCCUUCUGGGGCCUCAUGUUUGGCCUGGCUGUGGGGCUUCUGCGCAUGAUCCUGGAGUUCUCAUACCCCGUGCCAGCCUGUGGGGAGGUGGACCAGAGGCCGGCCGUGCUGAAGGACUUCCACUACCUCUACUUUGCCCUCCUGCUCUGUGGGCUCACUGCCAUCGUCAUUGUAGCCGUCAGCCUCUGUACCACUCCCAUCCCUGAGGAAAAGCUUGCUCGCCUGACGUGGUGGACACGGAACGGUCCCCACCCUAAGCUGGAGAAGGAGGCCCCGGAGGGCACGCCAGGGACAUCAGAGAUGCCAUCUGGGGUGAGCCCUCUAGGAGGUGGAGGGAGAGAGAGCUCCAGCCAGGGCCAGGACCAGCAUGGAGCCCCGCGCAGGUGGUGGGGCAGGCUGCUGUGGGACUGGUUCUGCGGGCUGGCUGGCAGCCCCGAGCCUGCGCUGAGCCCCGAGGAGAUGGCCGCACGCCAGCGGAAGCUGACCAGCAUUGCCGAGGAGCCGCUCUGGAGAAGCGUCUGCGAUGUCAAUGCCAUCCUGCUGCUGGCCAUCAACAUCUUCCUCUGGGGCUAUUUUGCCUGACUCCGCAGACCUGGCUUCAGUGGAGACAGAGUAAACUGGACUGGAGCUGGGCCCGUCCAUCAUGCUGUGAAAACCGGGGACCACUGAGGCUGAGACGGCAGGAGCCCCUGCCCCAACCUGCACACUGGCCACGUGGGGAAAGGGAGACCAGAGAGGGCUCUGGGUUUGCUCAGGGCCACACAGCAGAACUCGCACCCAGGUCUUCUGAUUCCAGCUCUUUUUCCAUUAUACUGCCUUAUGUUCCUACCUCAGAAACACAGUUUCCACCCUCUUGGUGCUUCCAUUUAGGAGCUUUUACUAUACAUGUAUUUUGAGGCUUAAAAAAGUGGAAGAUAUAAGAAAAGGGUUGCAAAAACAUUGCAAAAGUCCAAGUGCAUCUUUGCUCACCUGUAUCCCUUCCCUCCGCCCUUUGUCCUCUCCUCCCUCCCUCGUUCCCAACCCCUAGUCAUCUAUUUCCGGCAGGCACCGACCCAGGAGGGCCUUUACUUCCACUGUCAGACCCCAGGGAGUGAGGGACCAGGGUGGAAUGUAAGCAUGGUGACAGAUGGUGUUUGGGCAGGGAGCUCUGGGGGGCUCUCCUUGGUGCCACUCAAAUUCUGCCCCUUCCCACCAUCACUUCUGAACACAUGUGGAGUUUCCACUGCCUUGAGGCAUUUAAUGUACUUGCCACAACUGGGUCAGGAUCCCACACCCUCUGGACCUGCCUCUGUGACAGUACCAAUCACUCUCCUGUGAUGUUUAUCUCCCCGGCUAGGCUGGGUACUCCAAGGGGCAAGGACAAAAGACCAAGGGCCACGUCCCAAGUGACUAUGUACCCAGAAAGUAAAAGCGUCCAAUAAAUGGUGAAUUAGUAAUUCCCUAAGGUCCUGGAAGGCUUCGCGUGGUGGCUGGCUGGGUAGUGACUUGGGGGGCCAGCUGGCGGGGAGGAGCCCCCUCCAGCUGGAGUGUGCACACCAUGCCUCAGAUGUCUGGAAAGGGACCACAGCCCUGCCCCGUUGCCAAGGACACAGUGAGAAGGUCCCUUCCUUUCUGUCUCGUGUCUAGGCUGCCCCUACUCUCAUCUGACCCUCUUCGAUGCUGCCUCUGAUCAUCACUCACUGUAAGUGACUACAAAUAAAAUUCUCGUCCUUUAA
Zalophus californianus (California sea lion) is the source of this 3170-nucleotide messenger RNA. RefSeq names its product solute carrier family 5 member 9 (gene SLC5A9). Gene Ontology annotation, cellular component: plasma membrane. NCBI's taxonomy places the organism in Eukaryota, Metazoa, Chordata, Mammalia, Carnivora, Otariidae. Gene Ontology annotation, molecular function: D-glucose:sodium symporter activity. The record is from RefSeq and is a predicted model, not a curated record. Gene Ontology annotation, biological process: transmembrane transport.